UCCCCGCCGGGCGAGGCAGCGCCGGCCACCUCCCCUUCUGCUCUUCCUCCUCCUCCUCCUCUCUGCCUUCCUACUUCUGCGCCGGCACCGCUCCGGCUCCGCCGCUGCCCCCCGAGCCGCCGGGCUUCCCCCGGAGCCCAGCCCUACCCCGCCGCCCCCUCCCCGUCCCCGGCGCCGCCGCCGCUCGCACAAGAUGGCGGGGACCGUGGCCGAGCGGGACGCUCUGAAAAUAGAGGACGGGCAUUUAAACAACUCCCUGGGAUCCCCGGUUCAGGCUGAUGUGUACUUCCCUCGGCUGAUCGUCCCCUUCUGUGGGCACAUCAAAGGAGGGAUGCGGCCGGGGAAGAAGAUCCUGGUGAUGGGCAUCGUGGACCUCAACCCCGAGAGCUUUGGCAUCAGCCUGACCUGUGGGGAGUCGGAGGAUCCUCCUGCGGAUGUGGCCAUCGAGCUGAAAGCUGUAUUCACAGACAGGCAGUUCAUCAGAAACUCGUGUGUAGCUGGAGAAUGGGGAGAAGAGCAGUCGUCUAUUCCUUACUUCCCAUUUAUACCGGACCAGCCUUUUCGGGUUGAGAUACUUUGUGAGCAUCCCCGUUUUAGAAUAUUUGUGGAUGGACAUCAGCUCUUUGAUUUUUACCACCGUAUUGAAACACUGUCAGCAAUUGACACGAUAAAGAUAAAUGGAGAUCUUCAGCUUACAAAACUUGGCUGAACUUGUUAGAACUGUAGAUUCCAAACCGGCUCAGGUGCCAUCGUCUGUGUGGAGAAGUGACAGCCGGCUCUGGACACAACCAUAGUAGGAAGGCUGUUCCUUCUCUGUGUGCAGUUCUUCACGCCUGUGCCGAUGAACUGGGCUGUUGUCUAAUUUAAUGAAGAACAUUGGUGGUUAAUAGACAUCGAGCCAUUUUUCUUUGAUCAAAAUAGCCCACUUGUGCUGGAUAAUCAAUGGAAUGGAUUCAGAAAGACUUGCAGUCUCGUUUCAAAUCUCACAGAAAGGUGAUUUCUGAAACACAGCACUAAAAUCAGUUACUGCACAGCAGUAACAACAACAAAAAAAGGUUUUUCUUUUGCAAAUAUUGUUUCUGCACUGAAGUGGAGUAGUGUAGCACAACGUAGGGCCACAUGUUGACGUCCUUACCCGGGGCCUGAGCCUGGUUCCACAGAAAUCAAUGGCAAAUCUGCUAUUCACUUUAUCGGGGUACAAUCAAACUGUUUAGUCCUUAGUCAAGCACAACUCCCAUUGAUUUCUAUGGGAUUUUUGCACAUGCCCAGGGGCGAGAUCUGCUGCUGGUGUUGAUCAGCUAACCUCCAUGGCUUGCAGUGGCAUCCUGCUGAUUGCUCCCAGCUGCUGAUUUUGUCCAAGGACUGUGCAAAAAACUGAAUGAGGGUAUGAGGACACUAGCCUGUAUAUUUUAGUCAGGGUAUUUGCAUAGAAUGUAGAUUGUUACAAGUUUUUGCACAAUGUACUGUUAAUACAAUUUUUAAAGCUUAUCUGUAGUUUAUUUAUUUAUACUCAUUGUAUGUAUUAGUAAAAACGAACAAUCUUACUGAUGGCUAAGAACAGCAAAGUGUAAACAUUUUGAAUGUACAAAAUGUCUUGGGUUCUUUGGGUAAACUCUACAUAUCGUUCUGGAAAAUUCAUGUUUCGUAUUGAACACUGAGUUACAUUUUAACGGAGCCCUCUGGGCCCUGGGAAAAUGUGGGCAUGGUACAUGGUGGGAGCUUUUUGCAUAUAUUCACUGAACUGUUUUUCAGGGCUUACUAACUUUGCUGUGCAGGAUAGGUUUGAGUUAAAGUCAAUCUGUUUUUAAAAAUUAAACAGCAAAUUUGUAGCUGUGCUUUUAUAACUUGAGAAGAAGUAAAAUUUGGCAGUCUCUUAGCUCAGCAAGAGAACUAGCCUCUUUCCAGGGGAGAUGGGAGAUUUUUUUUGCGCUCGUUUGAGAACAUAUUCGGCCUUUGAUAUGACAAUUAAAACUUGUCUAGACAGCCAAGUUAUUAAUGCUUGAAAAUCAUCUACUGCACAUGAAUAAUAACUUUUCAAGUAGCUUUUUAACUAGUAGGUAUAGCUGUAUAAACAGAGUCAUUGUGCUACACUAUAAAUGAACACAACCACUUUUCUUGACUUCUUUAGGAGUAAAAGCUCUUUUUCCUUGGCUGCUCACAGUAGACCACGGCAAGUCUUUCUGAGUAGUUAUAAUCAUGAUAUAAACAUAUAUUUAGGCAAUUUUGAAGACAUGUAAUGUAGGGACACAGAAUAUAAAAGCAUCAUUUGUAGCACAGUAUUAAAAAAAAAAGAGAGAAAAAAUAAUCUCACAAACAGAGCUAUAUUAAGCUUGCAAUAAAGAAGUGUUUCAAAGCAACCAGAACUGGAAUAUCCAAAGUGAAGGGUAGAAUGCCAGUUGCAAAGCCUCAUUUUGUGCUAAUUUGGCCUGCAGUUAAGAAGCCUUAGACUGCAAGCUGAAAUUCCAGCUAUGGCUUUAGUCCAAAGGCUGCUGAGGUCAACCAGAGUCCUCUGAGCACAAAGGCAUAGAAGCCUGAUUCUUGCUUCACUCAAAUGCAGAUCUCUCUGUGAAGCCAGGGGGUGCUGCUGUGAAUGAGGUAAGAAUUGGGCUCCCACCUACAAAAUGAGUGAAUAAUGGAAAUUUUAGCCUUAAGAUUGAAGCCCCCUGACUUUUUUUCCUUUUUCAAAAUUAAGUGAAAACCUGUUGUUUUCCAGAUGGUCUUUUUAUCUGGUGUAUGGCUUUUAAGUUAUACAUCAGAUUCUGUUUGUACUCCGGAUUGAACCUCAAUAUGAAAUGUUCCUGUCUUGCUCUGUUUUUACUCUUCUCCAUGAUUCACGAUGACUGUGUCAUUUUUCAUCGUAUAAAGAAUGCUGACAGUGUUUUGGUACAAAAUACAUUCUUAAAAAUGGUGAUAAUAAAAAUCCAAGGGGAAGGUGCUUCCA
Messenger RNA from Lagopus leucura (white-tailed ptarmigan), 2941 nucleotides. RefSeq names its product galectin like (gene LGALSL). Gene Ontology annotation, molecular function: carbohydrate binding. The coding region runs from base 194 to 709 and encodes 171 amino acids. The transcript is spliced from 5 exons. The record is from RefSeq and is a predicted model, not a curated record. NCBI's taxonomy places the organism in Eukaryota, Metazoa, Chordata, Aves, Galliformes, Phasianidae.